This is a messenger RNA of Parastagonospora nodorum SN15, 1420 nucleotides long. RefSeq lists its product as hypothetical. The record is from RefSeq and is a predicted model, not a curated record. Bases 251 to 1420 code for a protein of 389 amino acids. Gene Ontology annotation, cellular component: fungal-type cell wall; plasma membrane. Lineage: Eukaryota; Fungi; Ascomycota; Dothideomycetes; Pleosporales; Phaeosphaeriaceae. Gene Ontology annotation, biological process: fungal-type cell wall organization. The transcript is spliced from 3 exons.
GCCGUCGCACUUUGUCUUUCGUGCCUUUCCUCCCUCAACUUCAAGUUCCACCCACCUUCGUUUUGCCGACAGUCGACCUUUCCCUGUCACGCACACGGCCUUACUAGUUUUAAUACCUUUGUUUGCUGUUUCUUCCUCUCGCUCCAAGCAUCUUUCAACCAUCCACAGCCCUUAGCCCGUGUAAAGGAGCCUGCCAGCCAUUGACCACUCUUAAUAUCAUCUCCCACGUAUCGAACGCUUCAAUUACACAAUGCCUUCCAUCAUGAAGAUUGCCCUCCCGGCUUUGGCCGCCGUGGGUGCCGCACAUGGUAUUGUCUCCGGAACCACCACCGUCCAGAACCAGGGUGACGCAACCGCCAUCGCCUCGUGCUCCACCUUCUCUGGCAGCAUUGCCAUCGCCACCGGUACCACGGACGACAUCUCCAUCAGCGGUGUCAAGUUCCUCAACGGCAACCUGGUCGGUGCACCCAACUCGGCCAUCAAGCGCAUCAGUGCCAGCGACCUCGAGGAGCUCAACGGCGAGAUGAACUUGGACGGGCUUACCCGCCUCAACGCCGUCGACUUCCCCAAGCUCAAGAAGGUCGACUCCAUCAAGUGGAACGCUCUUCCCAACCUCCAGAACAUCGGCUUCACCGCAUCCGUCGAGGAGGCCAAGAAGAUUGACAUCCAGAACACCGCCCUCCGCUCCCUCCAGGGUAUCAACAUCGAGCAGGCCACCACCUUGAAGAUUGCCAACAACGGCUACAUCAAUGAGAUCAAGAUGCAACUUGGCAACGUUUCGAACUCGCUCGACUUCUCCGACAACAACAAGGCCGUCAAGAUCGAGCUGACCAACCUGAUCUGGGCAACCAACUUGACUUUCCGCUCCUGCGGAUCCAUCCUUCUGCCGUCCCUCACCAAGCUGAACGGCUCGCUCGGUCUCUACCAGAACGGUUUCGAGUCUUUCUCUGCACCCAACCUGACCGAGGUCGGCGAGGCUCUUGCCAUCGUUGGCAAUGAUAAGCUCACCAACCUGUCCUUCCCUCUCUUGACCAAGAUCAGCGACAACCUGCAGAUCGCCAACAACACCGGUCUCCAGAAUGCUACUGGUUUCCCCGAGCUCAAGAGCAUCGGUGGUGCCUUUGACAUGAGCGGUAACAUGACCGAUGUUUCUACUCCCAAACUGAACAACGUUGCCGGUGCCUUCAACCUCCAGUCGUCCGAGAACAUGACCUCCGUCUGCGAACCCUACCAGGAGCUGAAGAACAAGAAGCUCAUCCAGGGCAAGUACCUCUGCAAGGGCAAGCUCAUCAACCCCGAUGUUGCCGGAACCAACCCCAAGUCCCAGGGCUCGGGUGGUGACCAGAGUGGUGCUGCCACUCUCAGUGCUAUGAACGGUGCCCUGGUCCUCGCUGCCAUGGCUGCUGUCUUCAUGCUCUAA